Messenger RNA from Cydia strobilella, 1466 nucleotides. Its product is annotated as transmembrane protease serine 11G-like. The coding region runs from base 45 to 1466 and encodes 473 amino acids. The record is from RefSeq and is a predicted model, not a curated record. Gene Ontology annotation, biological process: proteolysis. Lineage: Eukaryota; Metazoa; Arthropoda; Insecta; Lepidoptera; Tortricidae. The transcript is spliced from 8 exons. Gene Ontology annotation, molecular function: serine-type endopeptidase activity.
CAAAUAAAAUACUAGUUCAGCUACGACCGCAUAACUCGGCUGAGAUGUUGAUAUUUACUGUUCUAUAUUUUUCAUAUGCUCUCGCUACUAACGAUAUCUAUAAAGAACCAUCUGUUAGUGAUAUAGCUAGCAAUUUAGUAGAUAUUCUAGAUGUAAAUUCAGCAGCUAAUCCAAAGUUGAACGAAUUAAGAGAGAAACUAAAGACGGUAGACAAAUAUGUUAUUGAUAAAGAAAAGAUGGCAGAAUUGUUGUUAAAUGAAAGUAGAGACUCCACAUUAAACGAAACUAAUUUCUAUGCAGCUCUAAAUGAUAAUGAUAGCUUCAGACUAUUCCAGUUAAACGAAGAACCUAAAAAUCUCUAUUUGAAAUUGAAAGAAAAAAUGAAUCGAAAUGAUAUUUUAAAAAUCAUUUCUGAAAAAAACUCUGCCAAAAUUGUACAAUCGUUUCGAAGGUCAAUGAAUAUGAAUGAUGAAGUUCCAGGGCUUGACGAGGAAAUAAUAGAAGAGGUAGCCGAUAAGAUGCUAGGAGAAAAGCUAAAGGACGAUCAUAAGUUUGAUGAAGAUAAUUUAACCAAUAUUUACUGGGAUCCUAAACCAGAGCUGGAAGACCUAAAAGAAUACCACAGUCGCUCCGGGCGCCGCAUCUAUAAGGGCGAGCGCACGGUAAUCCAGAAAUACCCUUUCAUGGUUUCGAUCCACGUCAUGGGUCGUUUCUGGUGCGGCGGCGUGCUGUACUGGCACGACCUGGUGCUGACGUCAGCGGCAUGCUUGCAACUUAUGCACAACAACCGAUUCUUCCGAGAAAACCCUCGAGUGCUGCAAGUGCGCAUAGGCAGCAACCACAGCAGGAUCAGCGGUGAACUUGUCGACGCACUUGAGGUAUACUUCCACCCAACGUACAACCCGCGCACGCUGGCCGACAACAUCGCCGUCAUCCGGUUGCGGUACCGCAUCGCCUUCGACCACCACCGCGUGCCGAAGAUCGUCGACAUCUCUCACUUCGACCAUAACCCCGCCGCCUCUGAAGUCCUAGUGUUAGGGUGGGGUGUUACUAGGAUGUCCAACCGCCUCGCAUACGAGCCAGUAUUUCUACAGCGCAAAUUUUUGCCUGUCUACCCCAACUCUUUCUGCAAGGAAGUCUACGGCGAUAAGUUUAUAACUAAGGAGCAAUUCUGCGCUGGCACGCUAACCACAGGAGAAGGGGCAUGUGAUCACGACGCCGGAGGUCCGGCCAUCCUGUCUGGCAAGCUGGUAGGCAUCAUAUCGUACGGGCCGACGGUCUGCGGGUACGCCAACGCUCCGACCGUGUUCACGCUGGUCGGAGCCUAUGCGGACUGGAUCGAACAAGUCAAUGAUUCGAUGCCGGACUACUACCGCCUCAAGGUGCGCACGACCACGCUCGGCAUCAAACCAUCUAAUGAAUUCAAACGGCUCACCACGAAGUUGCCAUAUGAAGGCGAAUUCUAA